Messenger RNA from Ustilago hordei, 1392 nucleotides. RefSeq lists its product as uncharacterized. Gene Ontology annotation, molecular function: nucleotide binding. The record is from RefSeq and is a predicted model, not a curated record. Lineage: Eukaryota; Fungi; Basidiomycota; Ustilaginomycetes; Ustilaginales; Ustilaginaceae. The coding region runs from base 1 to 1392 and encodes 463 amino acids. The transcript has a single exon.
AUGCGUUCCACUUUCGCCCUUAGGCAAGUCGCCAUUUCGGCUUCCCGCUCUUCCAUCCUCGCUGGUGCUCGCAGCUUUGCUGCUCCUAGCAUCGCUACCAUCCCUCGUAGCAUUACCACUGUUAAGCGCGAUGCCGGUGCUCUGCGCCUCCCCAGCGGCGCUCGCGGUAUGGCCUCCGAAUCGACCGCCGCAGUUGACCUUCAAGCCCCUACUUCGAUGGACAAGAUGGAGCCUCCCAAGCCAGGUGCUGAUUUCAACGUCGUCAUCAUCGGUGCUGGAAACAUCAACUUCGGCUCGGACGAAGGUCCAUGGAACCACUCCUUCCGUCUGGAACACAAGCUCGGUCCUCGUCUUAAGGUCGUAGCUCUCAUCGACCCCUCUGCUGCUCGAGCUGAAGCUGCUCUCACUGUGAAGCGUAGCUCCUUCGUCCUCUCCGCUUACAAGGAUACGGUUGUGUAUCCUACUUUUGCGGACUAUGUGGCGAACGUGACGCCUGAUAAGAGGCCUCAUGCCAUCUGGGUUGGUAGUCCACCUGCUUUCCGUGGUCGUGAACAGCCAGGUCGUGACUUGGAGAAGAAGUUAGUUGAGGCGUUCCCCGAUGUUGGUAUCUUUAUCGAGAAACCCGUUUCCACUGGUUCAGUGGACGAUGCGCUCAAGAUCGCACAGAUGCUCGAAAAGGGACAAAACCUCGUAUCGGUCGGUUACAUGCUUCGAUACCUCAAAGUCGUCCAGAAGAUGAAGCAGAUCUUGGAGGAGAACAACCUGAAAGUUAUGGCUACCAACGCUAGGUACAUCAUGGCUUACGAACACACCGCCAAGCUAGACUGGUGGGACAAGUCUCAAACUUGCGGUCCCAUUGUCGAGCAAGCUACCCACUUCUGCGAUCUUUCCCGAUACUUUGGCGGUGAAGUCGAUCUCAGCACUGUCGCUGCCCACUCGCUGGAGUGGUUCGAGCCUGCGGGUGAGCUCAGCAAGAUCCCUGUGGACGAGAGCAAGGUUGCACCCGAUAACCGAAUUCCAAGGAUUACUUGUGCUACUUGGAAGUACGAGACGGGUGCAGUCGGGUCUUUGACUCACGCGGUGGCGUUGCAGGGAUUCAACUACAAUACCGAGAUUGAUGUUUUGGCGGAUGGUUACAGUUUGAGGUUGGUGGAUCCGUAUAAUGCUCCAGCAUUGUACUUUAGAAGGCCAGGUGAUGAUCAUGAGGAAGUAGUAAGGUAUCAGAAUGAUGAUCCCUUCUUCUCGGAGGUUAGUAACUUGAUUGAUAACAUCGAGAAGGGCAAGGGUAGUGCACCAAUUUUGUCGAGUUACGAUGAUGCGGUUAAGACCUAUGCGCUUACGUGGGCGAUCAGGGAGGCAAGUGAGAAGAGUGCAAAGAAGUCUGCUAACUAA